GCGUCAUGGAGAGGGAAGGCGACUAAUGGCGGGAACGCCGGCGAGCCCCUGCCGUGCGCGGGGGUGGCAAAUACCGACCACCCCUCGGGUCCGUCAGAUCGGAUUUGUGCGAUCCAGAUUGAGUGAGUGGCACAUUAGUAAUUCGGAGGAAAGCCCAGGCCCAAACGAAACAUGGCAUGCUCCAGUCUGUCUGCCGUCCCCACCCCAGUCGCCGGCCGCCGUCAAAAGCGCAUCUCCUCCUCCUCCUCCUCCUCUCUCCUCUCUCCUCUCGCCUCCUUCCUCAUCCAUCGCAGCAGCAGCAGCAGCAGCAUCUCAAUUCCCGAUGGGAGUGGGAGGAGCAGCGGCGCACCGCUAGUAACCAUGGAAUCUUCCCGUUACCCCCCUCCCCUCCCCAUCUACUCCCACUACGCCCUUCCCCUCCUGGCCUCCCUCGUCGGCGCCAACCACACCUCCGCCCGCUUCUGCUCCCGUUAGCCCCUCCUCCCACUCCGAUUCCUUCGCUUUGCCUUGCUCAACCUUCCCCGCCGUCAGAUUCGCCUCGCAUCCGGGGGAACAAUGAGGUGGUCCGCCCGCGCCCUCCUCCUCCUCGCUGUCGCUGCUCUCGCGCUCCGCCUCCUCUACGGGGCCUUCCUCUCGGUCUCCGCAGGCGCCGGCUGGCCGCUCUACCCCGCCGUCGUCGCCACCAGGAGGACCUACGUCCAGGCCCAAGUCACAUCCCCGGAGAUCUGGCGCAGCCGCGAGUGGCGCAAGGCCGUCGACUACCACGCCGCCGUGCUCGCCGGCCACCUCGCUGAUGGCAUCCUCGCGCCGUCGUCCCGCGCCGUGUGCCUCGGCGGCGCGCAGGAGGCGCUCGCGCUGCGGGAGCUGGGGGUGGCCGGCGCCAUCGCUGUCGCGAAGAAGCGUUCGCCCCCGCUUGUCGUCGCCGGCGACGAACGCCACCUGCCGUUCCAGGCCUCCUCCGUCGACUUUGUCUUCGCCGGCCGCGCUCUUGACUCUGCCAAGCGCCCCUCAGACCUCGCCGGCGAGGCCGCGCGGAUUUUGAAGCCAGAGGGCCAUCUCGUCGUCCUCACGUCCAGCGCCGACGACGCCUACAGCCUCCGCUCACUCCAAUCACUACUCCCGUCCUUCCGGCUAGUCCGGUCUCGCGAGAUCAAUGGCCCGGAGGCUUCCACCCUCCGGGAACUAGUCUUCCAGAAGCUUCAUGAUGAUACUCCGGCAGGUUCCUCCUCCACUGGAACUGGCAAUUCAGUGAACAACUGCACAAUUGGGGAUCACAAGCUUCAACUUCUCGUGCACGCCGAGCCACUGAUCAAGGAUGAGCCACUCAAGCCAUGGAUCACGCUGAAGAGAAACAUCAAGAACAUCAAGUACCUCCCGGCAUUCGCUGAUAUCAGCUUCAAGCGCCAGUAUGUGUAUGUUGAUGUUGGCGCCCGUAGCUACGGCUCCAGUAUUGGUGGCUGGUUCCGGAAGCAGUACCCUAAGCAGAACCAUACCUUCCAGGUGUUUGCCAUUGAGGCUGAUCCGGUGUUCCACAAUGAGUAUGCGGCGAAGAAGGGUGUCACAUUGCUUCCAUACGCAGCCUGGGUCAAGAACGAGACUCUCAAAUUCGAGAUCAACAGUGACCCUGGGAAGGAGGAUGAGGCUAAGGCUAAUGGCCGUGGCAUGGGGCGCAUCCGUCCCACGGUGGGGAAGAAGAUGUCUGGUGAGGUCAGGAGUGUCCCGGCCUUUGAUUUUGCUGAGUGGUUGAAGCAAACAGUGUCGGAACAGGACUAUGUGGUGAUGAAGAUGGAUGUGGAGGGGACAGAAUUUGAUUUGAUCCCAAGGCUGUUUGAUACAGGCGCAAUCUGCUUGGUCGACGAGCUGUUCCUCGAGUGCCAUUACAAUCGGUGGCAGAAGUGCUGCCCUGGUGAGCGGUCACCCAAGUACCAGAAUACGUAUGAGGAGUGCUUGGAGCUUUUCAGUUCAUUGCGGGAGAGUGGUGUUCUUGUGCAUCAAUGGUGGUAAAGAUUGGCAAUCUGGUAUAGGCUGUCUGAAUUGUUGCAGAUAGAGUUCAACUACAGAUGACAAAAGGUUUUGGCUACAUAUUUUAUUUUCAUGUUUUAUUCGUUUUUCCUGUAAGCGUAACGAUCCAAAAAUUGAAUUGUUUUAUGUUGUUAGAAGAAUCUGUAGUUAGGAGGAUAAAAGGAGUCAAGGAAAGGAAAAGAAUGUAAUGACAGGUAGUUGCAUUCGCAACGAAACUUAUUGUGGCUUGCAAUUGUUAUUAUUGAGCAACUGAUUCAUUUCA
Phragmites australis (common reed) is the source of this 2284-nucleotide messenger RNA. RefSeq lists its product as uncharacterized. The record is from RefSeq and is a predicted model, not a curated record. The transcript has a single exon. Gene Ontology annotation, molecular function: S-adenosylmethionine-dependent methyltransferase activity. Lineage: Eukaryota; Viridiplantae; Streptophyta; Magnoliopsida; Poales; Poaceae. The coding region runs from base 556 to 2004 and encodes 482 amino acids.